CCUACCGCCGGGAGGAAGUGCAACUGCUGCGGGACGAGAAGCAAAACCCAAGGUUCCUGUUGUACCGAGUAAUAUCGUCCUCGGACGGCAAAAACAGUUUGUCUUUGUCACCAGCAGCUGCGCGUUCCGCCGCCACUAGGAAAAAAAGGAGACGCAAGGAGGAUGUCAGCAAGGGCGUGCGAGUCCCUCAGGAGGAAGCGGCGGUCGCAAAAGGAGGCGACGCACCAGGCAGGACAACAACUGACGGCGAGGCAGUUUCGCAUAGCCAUAAACACGCAGUCGUCGAGCAAAAAUCAGAACAACUAGACACGGAGUCAGCCCGCCGGCUUCUUCUCAAAGAAGCCGCCCGGGAGUUUUCUCAGCUGCGCGAAGUGUGGAGACCAUUGGGCGAGGUACGAGAGUGCACAAUCUGCCCUCGUUUGUACCCCUCAAAUUAGAGGAGCAUAUCUACUAGCAAAACGAAGAAACAACUUGCAGAAUGGAGCACUUGCAGGACAAAUCCACGGUCGGACGACUUCAAUGUGGUUUCCUUGGACAUGAUCCAGAACUUGUCAUGCAAAUACCGCCCAAGUGCCCAGACAGCAUUUGGCGUUUUGCAUGACAAAAACAGGGGAAGGAGCUUGUGUACUUCCAUACGAAAGCCGCGAAGUGCCGAAAGCAGAGCUGGCAAAGACGGGGAGGCUAUUAUAAGUAAAAAUGUCCCCGCCCCAGAGCUGUCUUCAGGCGGGUUUGCAAUUAGUACAGGAACAGUUGUAAUGCGCAUUCCCAUGAGCAUGAUCGUGAUGAGAAGCAAAAGCAUAAGCAUUUUCAGUUGUGUUUUGGAAAAGUUUGUAAUUCUGUAAAAAGGAUGAAGAGCCAUUUUUGUGAUCCGGCUGUGCUUGCUAAGCUGCACUGGAAUCUCGAGAGAGGAACUUGUAAUACGUAAACUCCCACCAAAACUUCUGCAUUUUUUGUGUCGCAAAGUUACCAAGAAAACUUUACUCUGCGCCGGGGAUGGUUUUUCCCCAGGAUAAGAGCUGGAACUUCUGCCCACCACGUCGCCCGCCCGGCUCGGGGCGAUCCGUCAGCAAGCCGAACAAGAAGACACGGUGCACUCCACCGCCUUAUGGUGUUCUCAAACGUUACACUCUCACGUGUUACAUGGAUUUGUUACGCAAAUAUACCAUCAAGAUCCACCCGAUCAAGCUGCUUCGCAUGACAAAUUUGCGAAGGGCUAAACAGCCCCUAAAUCUGUGUGGAAUUUGUAAUGCUAGAUGCGCAACCUCCUCCCUUUAGCUUUUGCUUUUUGCGCAUUACAAAUUCGUGUAACAGUAGUUGAGAAUGUAACAGUUGAGAAUCCCAUACGCCUACCUGGCGAAGUUUUCCAAGCGAGGACAGGCCUAUCGCCGGCUCCUAUACCACGAGGUAGUGGUCAAGCUGACCAAGCACCAGAGCACCGAGUUAUGGGAGUCUCAAAUCGGUUACCUUCUCAACUGUUACAUGAAUUUGUCAUGCAAAAUUGGCACCGACAUCUAGUACAUGAUCAAGCUGCUUCGCAUGACAAGUUCUCGAUGCCGCGCUAGAUAGAAUUGCAUUAAUCUGCUCCAAACCUGUAAUGCAAAAGGCGCAACCUUCCCCCUUUCACUUAUGCCAUUCUUGCAUUACAAAUCCACCAUGUAACAGCUGAGAAUGUAACACGACUUGAGAACUCGUCCAUACGAGUAUUCCUUAAAUUGGAAUCGCGUCUUCACGGCAGAAGACACCAAGCCAGAAAGCGGUUCACUGGACCAGCGCGACAGAGAUGCGGCACUUAUCCAGUGCAAAAAAAUCGUACUCGUAUAGCGAUCAUGCAUUACUUUAGGUAAAUCAGCAUUACAGAUUGUAUUCGUCAUGCUGAAGAAAUUUGUAUAUGCAUUUGUACGAGGAGUGCGAGUGCGACACUUUUGCACUGGAUAGCACUCCUGAGCCAGCAAAUCUCGUCGUCCACUUCGAAUAUGCCCUGAAAAUUAACCAUCCCCAUCCAAUUUGUCAUGCAAAGCACGCAUAAAGUCCUUUGUUUGUCAUGCAAAAAAUCGAUGGGGAUGGGUAUUAAUUUUCACGGAAUAUCGAACGCAGAAAGCGAAGAGCCUCCUCCUGCCCCCGCUUCCGCGGGCUCUAUAAGUAUAUCCAAGAAAAAAACUGUGUUAGUGUGACUUUCUUGGAAGAAUAGCAUCACAAAUUUGCUCUGCACGACAGAGAGAGCCUGUCAUGCGCGCCUAGUACGUGAAAACACGUACGAAAAGAGCUUCUGAUGCAUGUCCAGCAUGACAAGUGUAACUGUUUUGCACUUUCUGCAUCACAGACUUACACUUACACAGUUUUUUUUUUGCAUAAAGUAGGACGCCAGUGGAGUACUUUGUUCAGAGCAACGUCUUUGCGGUUGCGGAUGAAAGCGUGCGGUAUAUCGCGAGGAGAAAUCCCCCCUCUCCAUAUUGACAAGGUACGUUUUCGAAAAUUUGCGUUGCUGAUUUGUGACCGCAAAUCGUCUCUGUGUUGCAUGAAGGCAAUUCCACAGACAGCCGCCGCAUUCUACAGGCGGUUUGUCAUGCUGUGGCUCCUACAGCGUAGAGGUCUGCCAAGCUAAGCGCAUAGGCAAAAGUAAACCUGUCAGCUGAGGCUUGCUAUGGGCCUGCAGUCCUCGCAAGCAAGACAACUUUGAUUCGUGCACACAAAUCCAGCAUCAGAAACUUCGUUUUGAUACGGGGAGGGGGGGCUUUUCAUUCUGAUACAGUACAUGUACGCGAACAUGGCGAUGGACCUGCAGAAGCGGUGGUAUGCACUGCAAAAGUAUCGCACUCGUACUAAUUGCAGUUAUGCAUAUACAAAUUUCUUUUUCAAGCCAAAUGAGCAUGACAAAUUCCAUUUGUCAUGCUGAGCUAAUUUGUAUUGCAAUACUACGACUAGGACUACGAUACUUUUGCAGUGCAUAGGCGGAAGGCAAAGGUGAAAGUGAGCAACCUGGACACGGCCCGGAUGACGCUCUGUCCCUACUUGAAACUGUAUCCUGUGCAAAAGUACCGCAAGUCGUCUUGCAGUCAUGCAUUACAAGUCUUUUUCUUAAGCUAAAUCCGCAUUACAAAUUUUCUUUCUCAUGCUGAGGCAAUUUGUCAUGCAUUUACACGCGUGCGAUACUUCUUUUGCAAUUCAUAAACUGGCUGCGGCAUUGAGAAGUAGCGGAGGACGUAGUGGAUCUGCAGGAGCAUCACCGCCUUCACCCGCCGCCCCAUCAGCAACGGCUCUUUCCUCCUCGGAGGACAUAAAGCCUCUUCCUCCUGCUGCUGUCGUGAGUGACUUUGAGGCCGAACGGGAAGAGAUCGAGAGGCUGGCGCGAAUCGUUUUGCAGGACGGGAAAUCGCAAGGAGACGAGGCUUAUGCGUCGCAAAUAUGUCUGGGUCUGGAAACAUGUAAACUUCUGAUGCGCAUUUGAGAGCAGAAAAAAAUCUGUCAUGCAUGGACCGCAAAAGUUGCUCAUUUCUUGUCACCCAAAGAGGGAACUUGUCAUGCGGAUUACUUGGGCCUCGCCUAACCUGCUCAAAACCUGUGUUGCUAGGACUUGCAUGCUAGACCUUCCGUGUCAUGCACAAACAGCAUCGCACUCAUUCAGACCCAGACAUAUUUGCAUUUGAUAAGGCUUCUAAUAUCAAGAGGACUUCAUCUUCUGGAGGCUCCACGAACAUCAAAAUGCACGCCGCCUCUGCUCCACCCCCCUCGGUAUCAUCUGCAAAAGCAUCGCGCCGCUCAUAGAAGUACUUGACUGCAUGACAGAGCUGACUUCUUAGUAAAUUUGGCACGACAAGUUCCACUUGUCGUGGUGCUGAGAUGAAAAUUUGUAUUGCAAUAAUUUCUUCCGCUUCUAUUUCUAUACCGCGAUCAUGCUUUUGCAAGGCAUAGUCGGUCUCGGUGAACAGGGCCAAAUCUGCGGGCUGCCUCUGGGUCACGGUUUGUGGUCACUUUCGCUCCUUCCUGUUUAACGCGUGGAACCUGAAGUCUUUUUUCGAGCUAGCGAACACCAACAUGCACUGCGUGUAUUUCUCCGUCGUCGUGCGGUCCGACGCGGAAGCGCCCGGCAAGGUGUGGUGGGGCAAUCGGGGCGCGGAAAAAAUGAAUCAACUGUUUGACGUGACCGUGUGGCUCCAGAGGAUCCAGAACGCCGUAUUAUGGAUUGCAAAUAUGUCUGGGUCUGAAAGGUUGGAACUUGUAAUGCUGUCUCUAGAUUCCAAAAAAAUCUGUAUUACAUGAGCAGCAAGAGGAGUCAGCUCUUGGCACGCAGAGAGGGCAUUUCUCAUGCAUAAUUAGCAUCAAGAAGCUCUCAAAAAAUCUGUGAUGCUAGCACCAGCAUCACAGACCUCACGGGUCAUGCAAAAUGUGCAUAACAAGACCCAGCUCUUCCACACCCAGACAUUUUUGCAGUUGAUACGUAUUUUCCAACACCAAUUUCUUCUACGUUGUCGUCGACCUCGAGAAUCUAUCCUGUGCAAAAGUAUCGUACUCGUACGAAUUGCAAUUAAGCAUGACAAGUCUUGUCCUGAAGGUAAAACAGCAUGACAAAUUCCAUUUGUCGAGCUGAGGUAAUUUGUAAUGCAAUUACUACUAGUACAAUGCUUUUGCAAUUCAUAGAAUCCGACCGUCCGGUCCCAAGACGGCGAACACGUUAGCUACCUGGUGGCCAAGCGACUGCGAAAAUUCCACGACACGUUUGCCCACGUCCUCGCGAAGAUGACAGUGACAGGAGGAACCGGAACGCCUCGUGCUGGUAGAAGUGCCGAAGACAGCACCAAGACGCGUCAAAAUCAAAAUGAAGUGGAUCCUGCUCAUCAUGAUGAUCUUCAAGAAGACCGCUCGUUUCCCGACCUGUACCAGCAAACGCACCUGAUCACGAACGGCAAGAAGUCUUUCUACAUUCUCGGAGAGAAUGCGGAUAGCCGACAGGAAAAAUUACGGUUGAAAGUUUUCGACACUGUGAAGCAAGAGUACGAAAGUUUCGUGAAACUCCAGAAGGGCGCCGACAACUACAACCACUACCUCCGUACCGGAGAUGAAAAUAGCCGGGUACUGCACCGACGAAACGCGGACGGGAGCAGAACGGUUCGGAAGGAUAGAAGCGUCGGUGGUGCUGGAGCGGGACAAAGUCAAAGUAGUAGUGGUGGAGACCACUAUGACGGCACAGUGGAAGAUCUUGCUGGUGAUCCGCUGCUGUUCCCAACGGACACACCGUUCGAGCACUCGCUGUAUGCAAUGCAAAAGCAUCGUACUAGUAUGAAUUGCAUAUACAAAAUAGCCCAGCAUUACAAAUUCAAUUUGUAAUGCUCAUUUACCUUGGAAAAAAGAUUUGUAAUGCAUAAAUGCAAUUUUUUACUACGAGUGCGAUACUUUUGCACAGGAUACGCUGGAACGAUGGCUCCCCGGUCCGUUCCCGCCCGACUGGCCGGUCUCGGCGAGCAGAACCUUCGGCGACUCCUCAGUGGAGCACGUCUUCUUGCUAUCGCAAGAAAAAAGUGUUACAGUUACACACUUGUUGGAGUUUCUGCAGCACAAAGUUGCUCGACAUGGCCAAGAAAACCUGUGAUGCAGCCCACCAGACUAUGUAUAAGGCAAAACACGAAUGAAAUGAGGUUAGCAAGCAUUUCCUGCAUGACAGAGGUUGUCUGUCUUGCUUGUCUCCCAUCAGAAUGUGUAACUGUAACACUUUUUUCUCACGAUACUUGCGCACGCGCCCCGAUCUGGUCUACGACUUAUGGCGUUCUCAACUGUUACAUUCUCCACUGUUACAUGUUGAAUUCGUGAUGCAAGAAUGGGAAGAGUGAAAGGGGGAAGGUUGCACCUGUAGCAUUACAAAUUCCACCGCGCAGUUAUUUUAGGCGCGGCUGAUACCAUUCGCAAACUUGUCAUGCGGAGCAGCUUGAUCGUGAGGAUGAUGGUGGCGCUUUUGCAUGACAAAUUCAUGUAAAUACGGUUGAGAGUGUAACGAUUGAGAACCCCAUACGACUCACAAAUUGAUUGGGGGCAGGUCUUCCUGGCGGCCCAGGUCACACGGCGCAAAUGGUUCCUGCAGCGAGCCCAGCAACUGGAACAACUGCAGGACGAAGCAGAGGAGCGACACGCAGUUGCGGAGAGCAGCGGAAGUGGCACAGCUGCAAGUAGCACAGGUGCAACUUCGUCCCUCACCGCAGAAGCAGCUGCCGGCUUAAAGGCGGACUUAGAGUCCCCGCGGGCACUGCAAACCGGUCUGCGCGCUUUGCUGCGGAAGAGGCUGCAAAGCUUCCACCCAAAUGUCCUCCUGGGCUGGGUGGCGCUGCAUCAGGAGGCCGCGCUCACCAUGAACGACCCCAAUGAAAUAUUCUACUUCGGUACCGAGGCCCUGAUGGACAUCGCAAACAGCAUCUGCCUCGACCACGGUGCAUUCAACGGGCGGUGGCCUUUGGUCAUAGUGCCGAACACGCUUCUCGGGAUCAUCCCUGGUCGCAAAAUGUCCCUCGUCGCGCCGGGAGACGAAACUGCAACGGGCAGUAUGUUGAGCAAGCACAAGCAGGGGAGCACAAGCACUUUCAUCGCCGCUCCUACUUUAUCUUCUUUGUCCAAAAAGACCGAAAUAAGAACCUCUUCCGCGGUCGGGGGCACGACGUCGAGUGCGUCUGCGAAUGGUGCGAAAAUUCUGUCCGCGACAGAGCGAGAAGAAGCAGAGUUUUUUCAACGCCACAAGAUCGAAGCGGACGAAAAUAUGCCCAAGAUGGGGCUCGAGCUCAUUGGCCUGUGGAAUGCCGCCAAGGGGGCCAUGGAAACGAAAAUGCAGUCCGCGGAGGUAUCAACUGCAAACACGUCUGGGUCUGGAAAGGUUGAACCUGUAUUGCGUGUUUCGCAUAUCUAUGGAAAUCUGUAUUGCAUAAGCAGCAAAAAAUGAUAAAGCAACACACUUGCGGCAUGCAAAAGCACAAUUUGUAAUGCGUUCUGUGCAUGAGAAAGCGUUUGAAAAAAAAAUUGUAAUGCUGCACUGCACUUAAAGGCACAGCCAAUCAUGACCACUCAGCAUUUCAAGUUUCAGACCCAGACUGACAUACUUGCACUUGAUAGGAGGAUGACUUUUACCAGAGUGACCUAGUCGCGAAGCUGUUGGAGUAUGCUGUUCCAUAUCGUGUGCAAAAGUAUCGUACUCGUAUUGCAAUCAUGCAUUACAAAUCAUCUUGCCAAGGCAAAUCAGCAUUACAAAUGUUAUUUCUCAUGCUCAGGAAAUUUGUAAAUGCAUUUAUACGAGUGCGAUACUUUUGCAAUGCAUACUCCAGCUACUUCUUCGGACGGAACGAGGAAAGUGUCGGCAUUGCAGAAACUCUUACAGGAGGAAAAACGACAGGCACGGUCACAGAACCAAGCAACUAGUCCAGUACGCAUUGCAAAAGUAGUUAGUAGUACCGGUGGAAUUGUGUUCAUGAUUAGAUAGGAGUUGUAGCUGCACUAGGAUCGAAGCGAAGCUGGCAUAAAUACAAUUCUUGGCAAGGAAAAAAUGUGAAUUUGCAAUGCUGAGUGAAAAAGGCAAAGUAUGAAGCCAGAUCUUCCUCUGUAUCUGAAAUUUAAAUGUGACCACACCUCAAGAACAAUUCCACUUCAAACGCGAUUCACUUUUGCACAGCAUAACCAUCAAACGUCGUGCACAGCGAUGUAAUGAAAUCGGGUCAGCUGCUCCUCACCGCGGUGCGGCGGUUUUUUCAGAAAUUUUUCGCUAUCUAUUGUGAGGCAAAAUCCCCAAUCCCCAUAUCGAACAGGCGUGCUUUUCAAAAUUUGUGAUGCUGAUUUGUGGCCACAGGCACAGCUCAAGUCUGUCUUGCAAGAGAACAAAGCCAGGGCUUCCGCUGCAUUUCGCAGGCGAUUUGUAGUAAGGCUGCUAUGCUACUAGGGCAGACGUCUGCCGUGCUAAUUACCUACCCCAAGCCACCCCGACCCCUUUCCGGGCUUUGUAUCUGUCUGCAGUCCUCCACCGCAAGACAAAUCCGAUCUGUGUACGCAAAUCCUGCGUCACAGAUUUCCAUUUCGAUAUGGAGAGGGGCGAUUUUUCCAUUUAAUACUAUCGGCGCCGUCUACAUGCUGCCCGGAACGCAGAGUGGGGUUCAAAACCGGGUGAGGCUAUCCUGCGCGCGUUUGCUAAACGGCAACCACCAGUGCGCCGUUGGUUGCAUGAUCCCCGGCCAGGCGCAGGCGUCGGGCGCCAGCAACCUGAGUCACAACUUCGGGCUCUUCUACGACCUCAUACAGACGACACAGCCGUCGUCUGGCUCCCGGGAUCAACAUCAUGAGGAAGCGCAUUACAAUAUCCUGAGUAAAAACGUACCCACAGCAGAGUCAAGAUGGAAAAUCUGCUAGACAAAUCGGCCAACUUUGCUUGUUUCGCAUGACAAAUUUGGACGCGUAGUGUAGUGCUGUUUGAGCUAGUUAAGCAGCAUUACAGAUCUAGUCUCUCAUGCUGAUUGGAGCAUGACAAAUUUCAAAACACCCUUAGAAAAUGCUUCUCAUGGGGCUCCGCAUGACAAACAUUUUAAGCAUGCAGAUUUGCAUGACAACUAUGGUGUGGGUACGUUUUUACUCAGGAUAUACAAAUACAAAUUCGAGUUUCCGCUAGUUGACGUCACGAUAGGGUCGACCAUGUGGACGCGGCAGAAGGUAUGACAGUGCACAACUCCCCCUCCCCCUCAUUUGUAUUGCAUCCACAGCAACACAAGCAUCAGCAAGCAUGCCGGUUCUGCAUGACAGAUUUGUAUUGGAGUAUAGUGCUAUUUGGGCUACCAGAACUUGUCAUGCAAACAGUGCCAGGAGGCAAUGGCUGAAUUAGGUAUUUUGCGUGACAAAGAGGGGGAGGGGGAGUUGUGCACUGUCAUAGAAGGAGCCCAUGGGCAACCCCGCGAACGGCAAUGUGUUUCAGCUGGUGGGGUGAAGUUGCAGUUGCUCAGACGUGGUAUUCGGAGCACUACUUCGGAAUAAUAUGCAGGUUCUUCCGGGUAGUACAUCCAUGUGGUCGUCGUCGAUUUCGUGCUGCGGAAAUAAGUUCUUCGUCGAUAUGGACCACCAACAUUUCCGUCGUUUAUGUAAGUAGCAAGCUCUAGUAGAUCUACGUUCUUCUUUUUCAUCUUCUCUCCUUUGCGGACGCCAGCGCGGACGUGGAAGUUGUGGUAUGCAAAAUGCGCAACCGCAUCCAGCUAACUCGUACGCAACUGUACUGCAAUUAUACUGAAGUGGUUGUAGUUCAUGUGCUUAUGCAUACGCAUCGUUCUUCAAUUUGAAUCAUGUUCUGCACACGGCGCACAACGUUUCCUGCAUCCUGACUACAUGAUACGUCUAUCUUCAAAACGAACGUGACAGCACUAAAGCGGCUGCGUGAUAUGAGGAUAAAAAAUAAUGCCUGCUAGCUAAUAUGACGCUGGCUCUUGCGGUUCGAACCAGAUGCGGACUGGUUGCUCAAUUGCAAUGUGUUUUCU
Amoebophrya sp. A120 is the source of this 9476-nucleotide messenger RNA. NCBI's taxonomy places the organism in Eukaryota, Dinophyceae, Syndiniales, Amoebophryaceae. The record is from the annotation of a GenBank genome assembly.